AUGAGUGCAGUUGUGCUAGUAGCCAUUGCGGCUGCCAUUGGCAACAUGUUGCAAGGAUGGGACAAUGCAACUAUAGCAGGAGCUGUGCUUUACAUCAAAAGGGAAUUUAACUUGCAAAGCCAGCCAACCAUAGAAGGGCUAAUUGUUGCAAUGUCACUUAUUGGAGCAACAGUUAUUACAACAUUUUCAGGACCUGUAUCUGAUUGGCUUGGACGCCGUCCAAUGCUAAUAAUAUCAUCAGUUCUUUAUUUUAUCAGUGGAAUGGUAAUGCUAUGGGCUCCAAAUGUUUAUGUUCUCCUUUUGGCAAGGCUAUUGGAUGGUUUCGGUAUUGGUCUUGCUGUUACUCUUGUUCCUGUCUAUAUAUCUGAGACGGCUCCACCAGAAAUUAGAGGACUGUUAAAUACCCUUCCACAGUUUACUGGUUCUGUUGGCAUGUUUUUGUCAUAUUGCAUGGUCUUUGGAAUGUCAUUAAUUGAGUCACCUAGUUGGAGGUUGAUGCUUGGAGUGCUCUCAAUUCCGUCUAUCAUCUAUUUUGUACUCACAGUCUUUUUCCUACCUGAAUCACCAAGGUGGCUCGUUAGUAAAGGAAAGAUGAAAGAGGCCAAACGAGUUUUACAAAGACUACGUGGAAGAGAAGAUGUUUCAGGUGAAAUGGCUCUGUUACUUGAAGGUCUGGGUGUUGGACGAGAAACAUCCAUAGAGGAGUACAUAAUUGGUCCGGACAAUGAUCUUACGGAUGCCCAAGAACAUGUUGUGAAGAAAGAUCAUAUAAAACUGUAUGGUGCUGAAGAGGGACUUUCAUGGAUUGCCAAACCUGUCUCACGACAAAGUACUCUCGGUCUGGCCUCCCGUCAAGGGAGCAUGGCUAACCAGAGUGUGCCUCUUAUGGAUCCUAUGGUCACUCUUUUUGGAAGUGUGCACGAGAAGCUCCCAGAAAUGGGAAGCAUGCGAAGUAUGCUCUUUUCAAAUUUUGGAAGCAUGUUUAAUGUCGUGGAUCAACAAGUUAAAAAUGAGCAAUGGGACGAGGAAAGCCUGCAAAGGGAAGGUGAAAAUGGAGAUGACGCUUCUGGUGCUGAAUCUGAUGACAACUUGAGAAGCCCAUUGCUCUCACGCCAGGAGACAAAUGCUGAAAAGGACAAUGCCGGUGAACAAGUCAGUAGUAUGGGUAUUGGUGGUGGUUGGCAACUAGCAUAUAAGAAAGACGAGAAAAAUUCAGGAGCACUCAAAAGGAUCUAUUUGCACCAGGAGGGUGGCAUUGGAUCCCGGCGUGGUUCCAUUAUUUCGCUUUCUGGUGAUGUCCCUACUGCUGAAGGUGAAUUCAUUCAUGCUGCUGCUCUUGUGAGCCAAUCUGUCAUACAUGCAGAGGACCUUGCAAGUCAGCAUCCAAUUGGUGUAGCUAUGGACAAGCCAUCCGAAUCUGCUACUAAAGGGCCGAGAUGGAGGGAACUUUUUGAACCAGGAGUCAAACAUGCACUCUUUGUUGGUGUAGGAAUUCAAAUUCUUCAGCAGUUUUCUGGCAUAAAUGGGGUACUCUACUACACUCCCCAAAUUCUUGAACAAGCUGGAGUUGGAGUUCUCCUAUCAAAUAUGGGCAUUGGUUCAGAUUCUGCAUCUUUUCUUAUAAGUGCUCUCACAACAUUGUUGAUGCUUCCAAGCAUAGGUGUAGCAAUGAGACUGAUGGAUAUUGCUGGAAGAAGGUGGCUUCUGCUAUCUACUUUGCCCGUCUUACUGCUGUCACUUAUCUUCCUAGUACUUGGGAAUGUCAUUGAUUUGGGCACUGUAGUUCAUGCUGUAAUCUCAACUGUCAGCGUCAUCAUUUACUUUUGCUGCUUUGUUAUGGGAUUUGGACCAAUCCCAAACAUCCUCUGCUCAGAGAUCUUUCCUACUCGUGUUCGUGGUAUCUGUAUUGCUAUAUGCGCUCUCACUUUCUGGAUUGGAGACAUCAUUGUCACAUACACACUCCCAGUCAUGCUCAACUCGAUUGGCCUGGCUGGUGUUUUUGGAAUUUAUGCAAUUGUAUGCACCAUAGCAUGGUUCUUUGUCUUUCUUAAAGUUCCCGAGACAAAGGGCAUGCCACUCGAAGUCAUUACAGAAUUCUUUGCUGUGGGAGCAAAACAAACUGCUUCUUCAACUGUAAAGAAUUGA
Molecule: messenger RNA, 2145 nt
Organism: Fraxinus pennsylvanica
Lineage: Eukaryota; Viridiplantae; Streptophyta; Magnoliopsida; Lamiales; Oleaceae
Source: the annotation of a GenBank genome assembly